This is a messenger RNA of Pieris macdunnoughi, 2067 nucleotides long. The record is from the annotation of a GenBank genome assembly. Lineage: Eukaryota; Metazoa; Arthropoda; Insecta; Lepidoptera; Pieridae.
AUGAAAGCAAUCCCUUGGUCAUUCAGUGGUACUAGUAGCAAAGAGAGCAUUGGUAAUGCAUCGUCCUCACACGAAGACGAUGGUGGGGAUACCAUGAAUAGGGAGAACGUCACCAACAAAAUAGCUGCUGGCAUGGACCGCUGGCAGAAUACAAUAGAAGAUAUGAUUAAUCUACGCUCUUCGAAUAACCAUGCUUUCAAGGACAACUACUGGGCUCAAAACGGAUUUGACGAGUUACGACGGUACGUGAAGCAAGGUAGUGAUUUCAGCAAAGAGUUGGCAUCGAUUUUGCAAGAAAGGGUUGAAGCUGAGAAUUAUUAUUCAAAAUGCUUAACAAAACUCGGCACGAAGUUAAGCAAAGCGUGCAAGGAGAGCGUAGGCUCUUGUGCAGAUGCAUGGAAACAUGUUGCAAUGGAAAUGGAGAAACGCGCCGAUAUACAUAGGAAUUACUCCAGUGCGCUAGCAGAAGAACUAGUCAAACCGAUGAAAAAUGUAAUCGAUAAUCAAUUAAAAUUAAGAAAAAAGAUCGAAGGCAACGUGGAUAAAACAACUCGUAGCCUAUCAGAUUGGAGAUCAGCAGAAGUAAAAUCAAAGAGGCAGUCUCACGCCGCCGCAAGAGAAAACGAGAAACUCCAAGAUUCUUCUCUCGAGAUUAGCCGCAUUUCGCGCAGUUCAAGUAUGGGUCACAUUCCGCAUUCUAUCCUCAGCGCUGCUCGAGCAGAACGUAUCUCUAAUUCAGCAAACGAACGAGAUGCAGCCAAAAUGCAAGUCAAAAAACGGAAGACUGAGGACGCCGUAAAAAAGACUGAAGCGGAGUAUUAUAAUGUUUGUGUACAAGCAGAACGAGCAAGGCUAGAAUGGGAGACGAGUGUCGUGAAGGGAGCAGGUAUGCUAGAAUCUCUCGAAGAAGAGAGACUCGCGCAGUUAAAGAGCUCAGCAGAUUGUUAUCUUAGGCUGACGGCCGCGGUUCCGCCACAAUUAGCUGAGGCAACGAAUACUUUAGUGGGACCAAUAAAUAAUGCUAACGCUAAUUUGGAUAUGAGAGUGGUACGCGGCGUUCGCUCUGCACCUGCCGGCGCUAGUGAGCAAUUACUACCUGACUUUUACUGCGAGCACACAACAUUGGCAAUGAAUCGAGAACGUCGUAAACAAGCAUUACUGAAAAUACUGCAACUGGUGAAACAAGAUAUCGAAAGAGAACGAAAAUCAAUGCAAGGUCUUGAGAAACUAUCCAUGGCGAUGAAACAGACACCGACAUUUGGUAAUGACGAUUCCCAGCAAAAUGUUGCUGAUAAAUUGUACCACAUGAGAGCAAUGUUGACAUACUUAGAGGCGAUAAGAUACAAAAUUACGUCAACGUUAAGUGAAAUAGACAAUCGAACCGCAGUUCAACAUCCCUUGGCAGCACACAUACAAGUUGUAAGAGACAAGCAGGGAUUACAACAGAGCAUACUUAAAGUGCCGCCAUGGCUUCAAACUGAUUAUCAAAACGAGGUGAACAAAAAUCUCCAACCAAGUUACACAGCUCUUUCAAAGAGUGUAAAUGGGGGGGAGGAGAGAGAAAGAAGAGAUUCGAUAAUGAGUCGCGCUUCUAGCAAACUAAGGAUAGAACACUUAUCGUUUAGGAGGAACACGGAACAUAAGAGUGCUCCUACGACACCCAUAAGUUCGGAACUUCCGUCACCAACUGCCAAGCCCCCUCCCACUCCUGAAGCGCCACCGCCACCUGAUAGCCCACUGGAUUGGAGUGAACGCGGCGCGGGCGAUGGUCUAUCUAACCAACACGAUAGCGAUUUCGAUGAAUUCUCGUCGCAGAGCGAUAGUUCAACAGAUUUAAAUUGCUUAGACAAAAAUGACGGUAAUGAUGUAACUCCUCAAAAGUUUAUUGGAAAGUGUAGAGCACUUUAUACAUAUGAGGCAAGGUUAAACGACGAACUUACAUUAGCACCAGGUGAUAUUAUAAACAUAUACGAAAAACAAGACGGCGUCUGGUGGAGUGGGGAUCUCAAUGGUACCUUCGGCAUAUUUCCCUCAUCUUACGUUGAAGAAAUAACUUCUUGUAUAUAA